AUGGCUCAAUUGGCUACUUCUCACACGCAAUUCAUGAAUGAAACUAGGACAAAUUUUCAGAAUCAAUCGGCUCAGAUAAGAAGUUUAGAGGUACAAAUCAGUCAAAUGGCUAACAUGUUUUCUGAGAGGCAACAGGGAAAUUUGCCUAGCACUUCUAAAGUGAAUCCAAAAAGAGAUGGAAAAGAGUAUUGCAAAGCAGUUACCUUGAGAAGUGGUAAAGAAUUAGAAGCUUCAGUGAGAAUUGAAAAGCUUGACAAAUAUAUAAAAAGGGUGUCAUCUCAAACACAAGAGGCUACAAAAAAGGAUAUUGAAGUUAAGGCAGAAAAUCAAGCACAACCUCCUCAAGAACCAUCUCUCAGAGUUCCUUUUCCUCAACGCCUGAAGAAAAGCAAACUAGAUCAACAGUUUGUUAAAUUCAUCAAUGUAUUCAAGAAACUUCACAUCAAUAUUCCAUUCGCUGAAGCUCUAGAACAAAUGCCGAGUUAUGUGAAGUUUAUGAAAGACAUCUUGUCAAACAAGAGGAAACUUGAGGACUAUAAAACAGUUGCACUUACUGAAGAGUGCAGUGCCAUUUUACAAAGGAAGUUGCCCCAGAAGCUUAAAGAUCCAGGGAGUUUCACCAUCCCUUGUUCAGUUGGUAAUGCUGUGUUCGGGAAGGCAUUAUGUGACUUAGGUGCAAGCAUCAACUUAAUGCCUUUAUCUAUCUUUCAAAAGUUGGGUUUAGGUGAAGCAAGACCUACCAUAGUGACACUAUAA
This is a messenger RNA of Morus notabilis, 756 nucleotides long. RefSeq lists its product as uncharacterized. The coding region runs from base 1 to 756 and encodes 251 amino acids. NCBI's taxonomy places the organism in Eukaryota, Viridiplantae, Streptophyta, Magnoliopsida, Rosales, Moraceae. The transcript has a single exon. The record is from RefSeq and is a predicted model, not a curated record.